This is a messenger RNA of Zychaea mexicana, 201 nucleotides long. Its product is annotated as copper fist DNA binding domain-containing protein. Bases 1 to 201 code for a protein of 66 amino acids. Gene Ontology annotation, molecular function: RNA polymerase II cis-regulatory region sequence-specific DNA binding; DNA-binding transcription factor activity, RNA polymerase II-specific; copper ion binding. The record is from RefSeq and is a predicted model, not a curated record. The transcript is spliced from 3 exons. Gene Ontology annotation, cellular component: nucleus. NCBI's taxonomy places the organism in Eukaryota, Fungi, Mucoromycota, Mucoromycetes, Mucorales, Lichtheimiaceae. Gene Ontology annotation, biological process: positive regulation of transcription by RNA polymerase II; intracellular iron ion homeostasis; intracellular copper ion homeostasis.
AUGCCAAUAAUCAACGGAAUCAAAUUUGCCUGCAAUAGCUGUAUCAAGGGCCAUCGCUCGUCACACUGCAAUCACGUUGAGCGCCCUCUCUUUGAAAUUCGCCGGAAAGGACGACCUGUAACGCAGUGCGCGUAUUGCAGAGAUCUGCGCAAGACCAAGCAGGUGCAUGUCAAGUGUGUAUGCAGCGAACGCAGAGGUUAG